AAAGAUAUUGGAUAUUGGAUAUAUUGGACAACGUCGAUAUGAACAUUCAAAACAUGUAUUAGUUAUCGUGACUCUCAAAUCUUCUGACGUUUUAUAUUAGCUGUUUUUAAUAUGAAUACCGAACAGGGUGAUCCACCAUAUCCAAAGUCUCCAGAGAAUGAAGGUUUUCCGAAACCGUCACUAACUCAUACUCCGGAACCGGUAGUUGUAGAACAGCCUUGUCCAAAAGUCAGCGAUGUAACGUUUAUUCCCGGACCAGACCCAGCAAAGAUUAGAUGUCCAUUUUGCGGUGAAGAAAUUACAACUCGUACAGUUUACAAACCAGGGUUGCUAACAUGGGUGGGAUGUUUCGGGAUUUUUUUUGUUGGUGGAAUAUUGGGUUGCUGUCUUAUACCAUUCUGCUGUGAUUCCUGUAAAGACGCUGAUCAUUACUGUCCAGUAUGCAACCAUUACUUAGGUUUAUACCGUCGGUGCUAAAAUCGACAAAAUAAAAUCUAUCUAAUCGGUCAGUCCUUAUUGACAUUACUUUUUAAUAAACCGCUAACUUGAUCAUUCAUAAAAAAUUUUAAUACAUCAUUUUUUAUGAUGAAGAUUCUGUUUGAUUUUCUAGCAAAAAAAAUUGAAGAAGAAUUGACAAUUGAAUUUAAAUCAUGGUUAUUUAAAUUACUAUUAUAUUUUCAUACUUUUAUAAAGCCGAAAUACAUUAAUAAAUAAGACAAAUCAAGUGAAAUGUGGGUCACUCUUCAAAUUGCUUUUAUUUUACAAAAAAAAUGCUACGCCUUUUUUAAAUCCGUUCGUAUUUUGGGUUAUUGUAGAUGCUUUUGUAAUUUAACAAGAGAUUUGCCGAAACAAACCAGGGAAUAUCCCGAAAUAAAUCUGACGA
Messenger RNA from Schistosoma turkestanicum, 883 nucleotides. The record is from the annotation of a GenBank genome assembly. NCBI's taxonomy places the organism in Eukaryota, Metazoa, Platyhelminthes, Trematoda, Strigeidida, Schistosomatidae.